This is a messenger RNA of Triplophysa rosa, 4050 nucleotides long. It is a transcript of the gene abcb11b, whose product is annotated as ATP-binding cassette, sub-family B (MDR/TAP), member 11b. Gene Ontology annotation, molecular function: ABC-type transporter activity; ATP hydrolysis activity; ATP binding. Gene Ontology annotation, cellular component: membrane. NCBI's taxonomy places the organism in Eukaryota, Metazoa, Chordata, Actinopteri, Cypriniformes, Nemacheilidae. Gene Ontology annotation, biological process: transmembrane transport. The record is from RefSeq and is a predicted model, not a curated record. The transcript is spliced from 28 exons.
AUGCCAGGCACCGUGAAGCUGCGCAGAGUCAAGAGGUUUGGAAAAGAAAAUGAUGGUUAUGAACUUUCAGAUGAGGAAACAAAUGGUGAUUAUAUGACAAUGGCAUCAUCUAGCAAGGAUAACAAGUCCAAAAAUGACAAGAAAGAAGAAUCUGCUAUUCGCGUGGGCUUCUUUCAGCUGUUCCGCUUCGCCAGUUGCAGAGAGAUCUGGAUGAUGAUAUUUGGGAGUUCGUGUGCGGUUGUGCACGGCUCAGCUCAGCCGCUGAUGCUGCUCGUGUUUGGCCUGUUGACCGACACCUUCAUCGCCUAUGACAUUGAGCUCAAUGAGCUUAAGGAUCCAGAGAAAGAAUGUCGGAAUAACACUAUUCAGUGGCGAAACCUGACAGAAGAAGAAAACCUUUCUCUAAACAUGACCAUGCCAUGCGGGCUGUUGGACAUUGAAUAUGAAAUGACCAAUUUUGCUUAUUACUAUGUUGGCAUUGGAACGGCUGUUUUCAUUCUUGGAUACCUCCAAAUCUCUCUGUGGGUCACGGCAGCAGCACGUCAGAUUCAGAUCAUCAGGAAGAUGUAUUUCAGGAAGGUCAUGAGAAUGGAGAUUGGUUGGUUUGACUGCACGUCUGUAGGAGAGCUCAACACACGCAUGUCUGAUGACAUCAACAAGAUAAAUGAUGCCAUCGCCGAUCAGGUAGGGAUUUUCAUCCAGCGAUUCACCACAUUUGUGUGUGGAUUCCUUCUGGGCUUAGUAAGGGGCUGGAAGCUCACGCUGGUCAUUAUCUCUGUGUCUCCUCUGAUCGGCAUCGGAGCGGCUCUCAUGGCUCUGUUUGUGGCAAAACUGACAGGACGUGAGUUGCAAGCUUACGCUAAAGCAGGUGCCGUGGCAGAUGAGGUUUUGUCUUCUAUACGCACGGUGGCAGCGUUUGGCGGAGAGAGAAAAGAGGUGGAGAGGUAUGAUUGUAAUCUGGUUUCCGCCCAGCAGUGGGGCAUCAGAAAAGGUUUGAUAAUGGGAUUCUUCACUGGAUACAUGUGGCUCAUCAUCUUCUUGUGUUAUGGACUGGCUUUCUGGUAUGGAUCUAGUCUGGUAUUGAACACACAAGAGUACAGUCCAGGAACAUUACUACAGGUGUUUUUUGGAGUGCUCAUAGCUGCGAUGAAUCUGGGCCAAGCGUCUUCUUGUCUGGAGGCCUUUGCUUCUGGAAGAGGAGCUGCUACCAUUAUAUUCGAGACCAUAGAUCGCGAACCAGAGAUCGAUUGUCUCUCUGAAGCUGGAUAUAAGUUCGACAAAGUGAAAGGGGAUCUGGAGUUUCAUAAUGUGACAUUUCACUAUCCAUCUAGACCUGAAGUAAAGAUCUUGGAUCAGCUCAGUUUGCAGGUGAAGUCAGGAGAAACAACAGCAUUUGUGGGUCCCAGCGGUGCUGGGAAGAGCACGACUAUCCAGCUCAUCCAACGCUUUUAUGAUCCAAGAGAAGGCAUGGUUACAUUGGAUGGUCAUGAUAUCCGAGGUCUGAACAUCCAAUGGCUUCGUUCUCUGAUUGGAAUCGUGGAGCAGGAGCCGGUUUUGUUUGCCACCACCAUUGCUGAAAACAUUCGGUACGGACGGCCUGGGGUCUCGACUGAUGACAUCAUCAAAGCAGCCAAAGAGGCUAAUGCUUACAACUUCAUCAUGGACUUACCACAGAAAUUUGACACUAUGGUAGGUGAGGGUGGAGGCCAGAUGAGUGGCGGGCAGAAACAGCGAAUCGCAAUAGCCCGAGCGCUGGUGAGGAAUCCCAGAAUCCUCCUCUUGGACAUGGCCACAUCAGCUCUGGACAAUGAGAGUGAAGCUGUUGUACAAGAAGCUUUGGACCAGGUCCGAUUGGGGCGCACCACCAUCUCUAUCGCUCACCGUUUAUCAACAAUUAAGAAUGCAGACGUGAUCGUGGGCUUUGAGCACGGCCGUGCUGUGGAACGUGGAAAACACGAUGAGCUGUUGGAAAGAAAGGGUGUCUACUUUACUCUGGUCACUCUUCAGAGCCAAGGAGACAAAGCACUCAACCGAAAAGCCAGACAAGAAAUGGAGGAAGAGGAAGGUAGUGACCCAAAUGCAGAGAGGAAGAGCUUCAAAAGAGCGGGAAGUUAUCGCGAGAGCUUGAGGGUCUCUAUUCACCAAAGAUCUCGAUCCCAGUUAUCAAACAUCAUACCUGAAUCCUCUGUGGCUAUCGCUGGAGAGCUUGGCCCUCGCUCACACUCUGAAACCUGGGUUCCUCAGGAACUCAAGGUUAGCAGCACGCUUCCCGAUGAUGACGCAGAAGAGGUGGAGCCAGCCCCCGUGGCCCGUAUACUGAAAUAUAACCUUCCUGAAUGGCCCUACAUGCUGUUUGGAAGUAUCGGAGCAGCUGUGAACGGAGGGGUGAACCCGGUGUACUCUCUCCUCUUCAGUCAAAUUCUGGCGACCUUCUCAAUGCCUGAUCCUGUUGAGCAGAAGAGAGAAAUCAAUGGCAUCUGUCUGUUCUUUGUGCUCGUUGGUGUGAUUUCUUUUUUCACACAGAUGUUGCAGGGCUAUUCGUUCUCCAAAUCUGGGGAGUUGCUGACUCGUAGAUUGAGACGUCUGGGUUUCCAGGCGAUGUUGGGACAGGAGGUUGGCUGGUUUGAUGAUCAUAAAAACAGCCCCGGUGCUUUGACCACAAGACUGGCCACUGACGCCUCACAAGUUCAAGGAGCCACAGGUUCUCAGAUCGGCAUGAUCGUGAAUUCUCUGACCAACAUUGGUGUGGCCAUCAUUAUCUCCUUCUACUUCAGCUGGAAGCUCACGCUGGUCAUCCUGUGCUUCCUGCCCUUCCUGGCUCUCUCUGGAGGAUUCCAGGCUAAGAUGCUCACCGGAUUCGCCAAACAGGACAAAGAAGCCAUGGAGGUGGCAGGGCAGAUAUCCGGCGAAGCUUUAAAUAAUAUCCGCACCAUCGCUGGCCUGGGCAAAGAGCGUAAUUUUGUGGAAAUGUAUGAGGCACAGCUGGAAGGCCCAUACCGUGCUGCCAAAAAGAAGGCUAAUGUUUAUGGCGUCUGUUAAGGUUUUGCCCAGUGCGUGAUCUUUAUGGCAAACUCAGCAUCUUACCGGUUUGGCGGAUACCUGGUUCGACAAGAGGGGCUACACUUCAGCUUAGUUUUCAGGGUGAUUUCAGCCAUCGUUACCAGUGGAACAGCUUUAGGUCGAGCAUCGUCUUACACACCAGACUACGCCAAAGCCAAGAUCUCAGCUGCACGAUUCUUCAAGCUGCUCGACCGCAUCCCGAAAAUUAGCAUCUAUAGCUGUGAAGGAGAGAAAUGGGAUAAUUUUAAAGGGGACAUUGAGUUUCUAGACUGCAAGUUCACGUACCCCUCCAGGCCAGAUAUUCAGGUUCUGAAUGGGUUGAAUGUGAGCGUCAAGCCCGGUCAGACUUUGGCUUUUGUGGGCAGCAGUGGAUGUGGCAAGAGCACUAGUGUUCAGCUCCUGGAGAGAUUCUAUGAUCCUGAUAAAGGCCGUGUGCUCAUUGAUGGCCAUGAAUCCAGCCGGAUCAAUGUUGCGUUCCUCCGCUCUAAGAUCGGGAUCGUCUCCCAGGAGCCGAUUUUAUUUGACUGCAGUAUUGCAGAGAACAUCCGUUAUGGUGACAACCAACGAGAGCUCAGCAUGAAUGAUGUCAUCUCAGCAGCCAAAAAGGCCCAGCUGCAUGAUUUUGUGAUGUCACUUCCUGAUAAAUACGACACAAGCGUUGGUUCCCAAGGUUCCCAGCUUUCCCGUGGUCAGAAGCAGCGUAUUGCCAUCGCUAGAGCGAUCAUACGAGACCCCAAAAUACUUUUGCUGGACGAGGCCACCUCAGCACUGGACACAGAAAGUGAGAAGACUGUGCAGGAAGCCCUGGAUAAAGCGAGAGAAGGCAGAACUUGCAUCGUCAUUGCUCACCGUCUUUCCACGAUCCAGAACUCUGACAUCAUAGCCGUGAUGUCACGGGGUUAUGUAAUCGAGAAGGGUACUCAUGACCAUCUGAUGGGUCUGAAGGGAGCAUACAAUAAACUCGUCACAACUGGAGCUCCCAUCAGCUAG